Cygnus atratus (black swan) is the source of this 6140-nucleotide messenger RNA. RefSeq names its product transmembrane protein 67 (gene TMEM67). NCBI's taxonomy places the organism in Eukaryota, Metazoa, Chordata, Aves, Anseriformes, Anatidae. The transcript has 28 exons. Gene Ontology annotation, cellular component: ciliary transition zone; MKS complex. Gene Ontology annotation, biological process: cilium assembly. The coding region runs from base 40 to 2985 and encodes 981 amino acids. The record is from RefSeq and is a predicted model, not a curated record.
GGGCGGCCCCGCCGUGAGGCUGCGCGGCCGCUGGUGCCCAUGGCGCUGCUGCCGCCGCCGCCGCUGGUGCUGCUGCUGCUGGUGGUGGCGGGGCCGCCGCCCGGCCGCGGCUUCUCGCUGCCCCUGCAGCGUCCCGCCGAGUGCGGCCGUGCCCGGUACUUCGACGUCUCUCGCCUGGCCUGCGGGCCCUGCGGGGCCAACCAGACACCGAGCGCCGGCGGUAGUUCAUGUGAAUGUCAGCCAGGAUACAGGAUGGUUUCUAAUAAUGGUGGGUCCUCUGUUGUUUGUGAGAAAUGCCCAGAAAAUAUGAGUGGAGUUACUCAAGAUGGAUGGAAUUGUAUUACUUGCCCUAUGGGCCUAACUUCGGAAGGAAAAUGUAAAUGCCUCAUUAAUGAAAUACUAGUGGAAAGAAGUGUUGAUGGUGUUUUGCUAAAUGAAGCUUUGUGCAUACGUUGUAAUGGAAGUGAGCCGUCAUUCUCCGCUUCAGAUGUGUUAGGAAAUAGGUGUGUAAGAUGUGAACAAACUUUCAUCAAUGUAAGCAAGUCUUGUGACUGUAGCAGCCCAAACAUUUUAACUGGGGGAUUAUGUUUCAGUGCUACUGAAAGCUUACCUCCAAAGGCAAUAGCAACCGUUCGGUUUGGACAAAUAGGUGUAACCUUGACAUCAGCCUGGUUUCUGAAAAACCUGCAGGCCUCAGCCUCUGCCUGUUGGUUGUACUCUAAUCUAACCGCAUGCCAAGCUCUUGGAAAUAUGUGUGUGAUGAAUAUGAACUCACUGAGUUCUUCAAGUACGGAUGCCUGCGGUUUAUUUCAGUAUAUUUAUGCCAAUACAGCAAGGCUAGGCAUCGUUCAUUCAAUAGCCUACUGGAGACACAAUCUUCCAUGGCUAUAUUACGGUGAUCAACCAGGUUUAGCAUCCCAAGUGCUUGAGACAAAUCAUUUCCCUGCAGUCUUCAGUUUUAAAGGAAAAAGUAGGGAUGUAAAACUGCAAUUUAUUGCAGCCUCAUAUGAUGCAGCAGGAAACUUUCUUCAGUGGCAAAGUUUGGAAGGAGGCAUCCUACAGCUUUGUCCUGAUACCCAGACUAAACUGAAUGCAGCUUAUACAUUUGGAACAACUUACGAACAAAGUUGCAAGAUUUCUGUUUCCAAGAUUUUACUGGAUUUUGCUAAUCCCAUCUUUUAUGACCUAUUCCUUGAAUAUAAUGGUGACAAUGGACAACAAUAUCUUUGGGCUGUGCCAGUUUUAAACUUGAAUCUUCAGUACAGGGAAAUGUAUGUGAAUCAAGGCAGCAAUAUGAACAACUGGCUUUUGACUCGUCGAUUUUUUUUGGUGGAUGCACUAAGUGGAAAAGAGAAUGACUUGGGAAAACUACCAAGAGUAGUUCGAAUUGCUAGCAAAAUAGCAAUAAGCAUUCGUUUGGUAUCCCAUACUCAGAGAGGAACUAUCUACCCACCUCUAAUUACUAUUGCUUACACAGAUGUGCUUGUCCAAAACCCUGACACCCAGAGUGUGAUGGUUUCCUUCUCGGUCAGUUAUGAGAUGAAUCAGUCGGAGGCUCAGAUUCAGACUGAUAUCACAUUGGGUGUGUUAGGUGGGCUCGCAGUGUUAUGGUCCCUUCUCAAGACUGCGGGCUGGAAGAGGCGUACAGGAAGCUCUGUAAUUGACUUGCAGACGGUUUUGAAGUUCUUACUAUUUUAUGCUGGAGACCUUGCCAACGUUUUCUUUAUCAUCACAGUGGGCACAGGAAUUUAUUGGCUUGUGUUCUUCAAAGCUCAGCAGUUUGUCUCUGUCCUCUUACCACUUCCUUCUCAAGAAAAAGCUUUUGUUACAUACAUAGCAUGUGCUUUCAGUCUGAAGGCUCUGCAAUUUUUACAAUUACUGGUUUCACAACUUACUAUAGAUAUUUUCUUUAUUGACUGGGAAAGACCUAAGGGCAAAGUUUUUAAAGCAGUUGAAGGUGAAGGUGUAGUAAAAAGUGCUGCUGCACCUGUGAGCAUAUGGAGAACAUACUUUAUAGCCAAUGAAUGGAACGAAAUUCAGACAGUGAGGAAGAUAAAUCCCCUCUUUCAAGUGCUUGCAGUUCUUUUUUUUCUGGAGGUGGUGGGAUUUUCAAACCUGGCUUUAAUGGAUUCUUCCUCCAGUCUUACAAGAAGCAGUGAUAGUUACAUAGCACCUUGGAGCCGCAUUUUAAGAUUUGGUGUGUCUGCUGCACUAUGGUUAGCCAUUGCCUUCCUCCAGAUUAUAUUUUUUGCUGUGUUUUAUGAAAGAUUUGUUGAAGACAAGUUAAAUCAAUUUGUGGAUUUGUGUUGUGUGAGCAAUAUUUCAGUGUUUCUCUUGUCACACAGCUGCUUUGGUUAUUACAUCCAUGGUCGCUCUGUGCAUGGACAUGCAGAUACCAAUAUGGAGGAAAUGAAUAUGAACCUAAAGAGAGAAGCAGAAAACCUGUGUAGUCAGAGAGGUUUGUUACCAAACACAGAUGGCCAGACAUUUCAGAUUUCCAUCUCAAGAAAAAUGAGACUGCAGUAUGACAGGAUUCAUGAAACCCUAACAAGAAGACGUGGUCCUGCUAGGUUUUUGGACUCAUCUGCAAAUACUUUCGAACAAAGCACAAGGGCCUACAAUGCCAUGAACAAAUUUCUCAGUUCUUUUAUUGAUCACGUUCAUAAGGAAAUGGAUUAUAUUGUUAAAGAUAAGUUGCUGCUUGAACGGAUUCUAGGCAUGGAGUUCAUGGAGCCAAUAGAGAAAAGUAUUUUUUACAACGACGAAGGACACUCUUUCGACGAUGUUCUCUAUUACGGCAAUGAGACAACACUCCUCAUCUUUGAUAUCCUGUUUUUCUCCAUUGUGGAUCUGGCUUCCCAAAGUUUUGUUUUAGCAGCUAUUCUAACAUACUUACAACAGGAGAUAUUCAGGUUUAUUCGUAAUACAGUUGGGCAGAAGAAUUUGACAUCCAAAACCUUGGUGGAUGAACGAUUUCUCAUUUAGUUAAGAAGACUACAGACUUUGGUGAGGAGUUAAUCAUGGAAGUUGUGUCCAGGAUCAAAGCAUCUCUUCUGACCUACAGAUUAAUUAUGGUGUACUUUUAAAUCAUAAUGUAACAGUUUUGCAAUUUAUCAUUUUUUAUAUUGUCUGGUAUUAAGUUUUAUUUUUGUAUAUUUACAAAUGUUUUUACGUUGUGAACACUAAGCCAUAGGCUUUUAAAAGGAAAGAUAAAUGAAAAAAAGAAGUAAACCUAAUGUUGUUUUUAUUAGAAGAAGGUAAAGAUUAUUUAAUGGCUUUUGAUAAGAUAUGGACCACUAAUUUUGAGGCAAUAAUUUGAGCAUUCUGUGUGGCAGGAUUGGCUGUCAACUCUUAAGUUUUCUGAAAAUACCUUAAAUCUUUUUUUCUUCUUUUUUACAUUUUUUAUUGUUGUUAAUUUAUUUUGAGGUAUAAUAUUUAGUAAACAUACUUUGGUUUUAUUCAGCACAGAAUUUGUUCUGAGUUGAAUUAAUAUUUCAAGAGGACUAUCUAAAAAUCACUUCUUUGUAGUGAUUCCAACUUGAAAUUUUAACUUUUCUUCAUUGUGUCAUAGUAGUGUAUACUUUUGUCUCUUUUCUUUGAGUUUAUCAUUCUUUUCUUGGGUGUAGACUAUACAUGACAAAGUUUCCUUAUGUCUGAAAUACAGGCAUCACUACAGCGAUGCAGAAAAACAGGCUAAUCAUAAUUGCAUGGAGGAGAUGUUUAUAGGUAUUUUGGGUUUGAUCCUGAUCUCUCAUCUGAUGUGAGCUGCUCAAGGAAAUAAUAAUAGUACUAAUUCUGUGCUGUUUCCACACAAGUGAAACACAAGCAACUAUUCAUAUCUUCUUAAAGUGUUCUUCACAGGUGCCUAUAUAUGCUCAUAUACUUCAGGCUCUCUAAUUUUCUGGCUUUGUUAUCUUUGGACUUAACACAACAACCAUUAUCAUUUUAGCUUCAUCAUAUUUUUGAAAUUCAGACAAGUUAAUACUUAUUCAAGUGCCAUUUAUUAAGUGUUAAGGGAGAUUACGAAUGGCCUUUGAAACACCUUAAAGUGAGGUGUCUACCUCCCAUUUGUAUCUUUGAAAAGUCUCCCUGCUUUUUUUAAAUAAUAUUUUUCAUUAAAUGAUUAAACAUGAAUAUUGUUUGCUGUUUUUGUAACUGUCGCUUGUCUUUAGAUCAUUCAACAAGGGACUCUCACAAGCAAAAACACCAUAAAGGAGUAAGUUGAGGCUAGCAUCCUUAUUCAAAACAGAUUCAGGACAUGGUUAGUUGCACCUACCAGAUUUUAAAUGUAGACAUCCUUAUCAGAGUUGAAGCAGCAUUGUUUUUCAGGUGUUUCUUGGUUUCACGAAGAGCAAGGUGUUGUUAAUGUUGAUACCAUAUCAUAUUGUAAUUUUAAACUUACGUCCAGGAAUAUGGACAUAAAUCUCAGGGUCACUUGUUCUAAUGCAUUUGCUUUCGGUGAUGCAAAAAUAGUGUAGCUUUCUUGUCCAAUGUAGUUGCUAUUAACUGAUAGAAUGUGUAUUUGCCAAUAAGGCUGUAAGGUAGAUAACUGAAAGGUUGAUUUUUCAGCAAGACAUCCAUUUAUUAAUAUACAGCUUAGCAUAAGUAUUUCCAUACCACGCUUUCUUUAUUUUUGUCUACUACUGUGCACAAUUCUUAGUUUGUUGGUGCACUCUAUGCCACAAAAAAAGGUGUGAAUAUGUAAUUUGCAGCAGCGAAAUGUCCACUGAAUAAAAUCAAGGUUAAUGCCUUUAUAGGCAGUGUAGUAAGUAGAAGUGUCCUUUAGGUUCUGGAUCUGUUAAAACAGCCAAAAACCCUAUUUCCGCUGAGGACCAUGACGUAUGAGUUCACUAGUUGUGAGGUUUCUAUCAUAUUGCCUGUCAGUGAUCUACUGAGUGCCAAACCUUUAAACUAAGCUAAGGAGCCAUCUGAAAAAUAGGCAAUAGGACAUUUGCAAGGCAAAGUUAGGCUCCUAUGUUCCCCUGCAUUUCUCUGGGCAAUAUCUUUGCAUAGCUUAACUACAUGUAACUACACUUUCCAGGUCUUGCAGCUCUACUGAAGUGUUGACGUACAAGAGGACUGAUGUGACUGAGAGUAUAGAGAGUUGCUUUGGUCCAUAGCUGAGAAAGUACAUGACGAAUGACCCUAAUACAGGGCUUUUCUUCCUUUCACUUUCCAGCAGUAGAACUGAGCAUCAUCGUUAAUGAUAAUGGAAGCUUUUUCUCUGUGUAGAUUCUGAUUAUGGGUUGAUAGUCCAGAAGUUAGUUAUGUCAGGGAGUAGAGCCAUGCUUCAAACAUAACUCCUCUAGAGUGUCCUGGUUUGUGACUGACUUCAGUCAGAAUAAGUAAAAGGUAGUAAUCAGACCCUGCUAAACCAGGAAAUGUCUGCAAGCAUAAUGUAGAUGUGAUUGAGCCAUCUGUAGACACAGCCAUGUAGUAUUAAUUUAGUCAGUCUGGUAACAGCAGAAAUGGAGACCUGGCAGCAUGUGGGCUCUCACUCUCUACCUUAUUCUCAAUGCUUUUGCUAAGCAGGUACAUCUUUCCAUGCAAAAAUUAUGCUUUGAGUUUGCUUUACAUAUGCCUUUGAUUAACUGCUGUUCAGAAGGGCAUGUGAAAGCUUUUAAUGGCCUUGUGGUUUGAAAGAACUACUGGUAAAGGGAACUCCUGUUGCAGAUAAAUGAUAAAUUAACCUAAAAUUGUCGUGUCAAAACAGUUGAGUCACUUGCUCCCCUAUUUCUCUUCAGUGCACACACUACUCUGUUGUGUUUUAGUUUUCCAGGCCAUUUAUCUAAAAUGUUAAUAUAGCUAACGUUGUUGCUAUACAUGAUUUAGAAAAUAAUUACAGGAGUCAAAAGCUCCAGGAAUUCAUAGAAACUUUUCUUCAUUCUUGCUCUCUAGUGAAUGCUUGAAGUGGGUUGACUGUGCUAUGUUCUCCUAUUGGUUGGUAUUUGUUCAAGAAAUAGCUCUUGUGAUUGUAUUUCCAAUUUAAUGUGUUCUUUUUUUCAUUUUUUUAAAUUAGUCAGCAGCUGCAAUGUGUCAUUCAUGUGCUGAAUGUCUUUUAACUUUAUAAAUGUUUUAAUCACACAGCAUAUCAAACUUUUAUAUCUGUCCCUCUGAGCAAUAAAAUUUUCAAGGAUUGG